CCUUCAAAAGAGUUUCCUCUCGCAUCCUAGCUGGAGUAUGAUGUGUUAUGGGGAGCUUUUUCUGGCAGUUUGAAAGCAGAGGCCUGCCAACAGAUACAGAUGCCCCCAGGAUGUUAGAUACUUCAGUUAUCAGAUACAGAAUAUAAAAAAACUAUAUAGGUCCAGUCUAGCCUCCUCUGGGAGCGGGCAGUUGGCGAGCCCACGCUAACCUGCGCAACUCUGUCCUGAUCCCCGAGUUCUCACACGGUGCCCAGACAGAUCAGAUCGAAGCCAUGGCCAUUCUUUUCGCUGUUGCCAGGGGAACCACUAUCCUUGCCAGACAAGCUUGGUGUGGAGGCAACUUCCUGGAGGUGACAGAGCAGAUUCUGGCUAAGAUACCUUCUGAAAAUAACAAGCUAACGUACUUACAUGGCAAUUAUUUGUUUCAUUACAUCUGCCAAGACAGGAUUGUAUAUCUUUGUAUCACUGAUGAUGAUUUUGAGCGUUCCCGAGCCUUUAAUUUUCUAAAUGAGAUAAAAAAGAGGUUCCAGACCACAAACGGUUCAAGAGCACAAACAGUGCUUCCGUAUGCCGUGAAUAGUGAGUUCUCAAGUGUCUUGGCUGCACAGCCGAAGCAUCACUCCGAGAAUAAGGGCCUAGAUAAAGUGAUGGAGACUCAAGCCCAAGUGGAUGAACUUAAAGGAGUCAUGGUCAGAAACAUAGAUCUGGUGGCUCAGCAAGGCAAAAGAUUGGAAUUAUUGAUAGAUAAAACAGAAAAUCUCGUGGAUUCGUCUGUCACCUUCGAAACAACCAACAGAAAUCUUGCCCGAGCCAUGUGUGUGAAUAAUCUCAAGCUCACCAUCAUCAUCAUCAUCUUAUCAGUCGUAUUCAUCUAUAUUAUUGUGUCACCUCUCUGUGGUGGAUUUACAUGGCCAAGCUGUGUGAAGAAAUAA
Globicephala melas (long-finned pilot whale) is the source of this 932-nucleotide messenger RNA. The record is from RefSeq and is a predicted model, not a curated record. NCBI's taxonomy places the organism in Eukaryota, Metazoa, Chordata, Mammalia, Artiodactyla, Delphinidae.